Penicillium vulpinum is the source of this 3201-nucleotide messenger RNA. Its product is annotated as fungal specific transcription factor domain-containing protein. Gene Ontology annotation, biological process: DNA-templated transcription. Gene Ontology annotation, cellular component: Golgi apparatus. Gene Ontology annotation, molecular function: DNA binding; zinc ion binding. The transcript has 9 exons. The record is from RefSeq and is a predicted model, not a curated record. Bases 1 to 3201 code for a protein of 1066 amino acids. Lineage: Eukaryota; Fungi; Ascomycota; Eurotiomycetes; Eurotiales; Aspergillaceae.
AUGACCCAAUCUGAACUUUUUCAAACUACCCGAUAUGAAUACAACGAUUCUUACACAUCCAAGGUCAAGGAACCAGAGAUAUACACAUAUCCCAUGCCCCACAGUCCGGUCAUGAGCGAACACCACAAGGCCCCGAAUCACAGCCGACCUCUACUAUACGUCCCCAACACAUUAUGGACCCGAUUAUUUGCAAUAACGGUGGUUAUCGAGACGAUACUCACAGUCGCAAUUGAAAGCUGGAUUCUUAUGAGCUUGUGGGACGACCUCGACGACAACGAAAAAGCAGACGGACCAAUGCGCUUUCAAUCAUUCCUUGGCCUAUACAUUUUCGCUCUUCUAUACGAACUUGCUCUAUCAUAUGACGCACUGCGCCGGAAAAAUACAAUCCAGCUGGUCGGACUCUGUAUCUGUAAUCUGGGCCUGUUGACAUUUGGUAUUCUCCAGAUUCAGGAGAUCAAGGACACGAUUGCCAGCUUGACCCAUCAAGUCCCCGACGAGCGUCUGCAGAGCUUGUAUGACAUCGAAAUCAUUCUUGUGCCCGUGUUUUUAGCUGUGGGGACUGUGUGCAUGAGCUUUUUUACGUGGAAGCUGCGCGCGGAGUUUUCAUGGUCUAUAUACAAGAAUAUCAGCGCCGAUUUGCAGAUGAAGCGCCGAUAUUUUACAUAUCAGGUGUAUAUUGCUCUCCUAAAAUUCGAUUUCUUCUUCGUAUUCGGAAGUCAACUUCAAAUGCUCCUUGUGGUCUUUCAGGCCGAAGAUCUCGAUUUUAUCCUCAAUGCCGCUCUGAUUCCAAUCACCAUAGCGACCUUGGUCCUGUCGGCUCAAUUUUGCAAGCGCGAGAAAACGAAAUCUCUCAUACUCAUGAUGUUCUUUAUGCUUAUUAUAAUGGGAUGCUUCGGCCUCACUCUCCAUAGAAUUCACAGCCCCACGGAGAGCACCGAUUUCAGUUCCGUUCGGGUAUCCCUGACAUUAUUCGCGGUUGUAUCGUUGCUGCUGAUGCUUAUCACGAAUAUCAACUGCGUGAUGUGUAUCCUUAAUUUCAAUAAAGGAUUGAAGAAUCACGUCAAUCCCCCUAAAAGACGGAAAACGUCUGUCUCGUUAGAGCUCGAAUCGCGAGAGAUACCUACGCGGGUAUACACAGUCGAUCUGGCCAACAGCCCACCCGCACCACAACAAGACCCAAGAAAAGAGCAGUGGCCUGCCAUCGGUGUCAUGCGCAAAAAAUCAAAUGCUCGGGAGAAAAGCCAUGCUCGAAAUGCCGAGCUGCAGGCUACGAAUCCCAAUGCAGAUAUGCGACCCGAGAUCGCAAACUACGGCUACUUUGAGCAACUUCUGAAAGACAGCCAAGAGUUGCAUGACCAACGACGUCGUUUGAAACAAGAAAGCUGCUCAAACAGACAAGGCCAGAGCUCUGGUCCCCAACAAGUUAACCAAGAUAUAGCCACUGCGAACACUGAGCCCCUGCUACAGAGUAAUAUUCUUGGCGAGAAGCCAUGGUUCCAAUCAAACGAUGCCUCGGUGGUCCCCCUUUAUAUUAGCGAGGCAACUUGCGCUGCUUUUGCUACUCGUCUGUGCCAGUCUUUGAAAGGGACCAACAUGCCAAUAUCUCAUCUUCCAAGGUCGCGUUAUACUGACGAGUCCGCAAUAUCAUCUUUAAUUAACACAGAUGUACAAUGGCCUAGCCUUGUGAGUGCCCAGCUGUUAGUGAAGACUGCGCUUGGCCAUAUCAUCCCAAGUUUCCAUUUGGCAUUGAAAAAGGACACAUUGGACAUGCUUCAUGGCGUCUAUCAGAGAGGGGAUUUCGAUAAUCCAACUAUUCAAUGUAAAUACUUUGCUCUUUUCGCCAUCGCCCAAGUUUUUUCAACUCCUCAUGAUCUGUCCGACACGUCGAGUGUACCUGGCUUGGCCUAUUUUGCCAAGGCGUGGAGUCUCAUCCAGAUCAUCCCCGAGAGACCAAGCAUGAUUCAUAUAGAAAGUUUGCUUUUGAUUGCCUUCUUCUGUCAAUUCUUGAACCGCUUUCACUCCGCCUACCUUUUGAUCGGGAAUGCAUUACGACUCGGCCUCAGCAUAGGCCUAAACUAUAACAUCCCACUAGCCCAAAAUCUACACCCAGUAGCACGAGAACACCGCAUCCGGAUAUGGUGGACUAUAUAUGUGCUUGACCGAUUCUGGGGCUCAAAGUCGGGGUUCCCUGUGCAAAUCCAUGACGAGGAUAUCCAUGUCGACCCACCGUCCAUUUCGGCGUCCGAAAUAUACCCUGACCAAUUUUUGGAUGGUGCUUACCAGGUCGCAGCAAUAGAACUUGCCAGAAUUAUUGGUAACACAACGGGGGAGAUAUACUGUCGAAAGAUUUCGGCCGAGACCUUUUUACAUCGCGAACAGAGGCUUUUAACUCAAUUGAAAGAGUGGGUUCGGUCUAUUCCUGAGCAUCUGAGGCUCAGUGCAGACAGGCCAAACUCGAAACAUACAGUUCAAAUGCAUCUCCAGUUCAAUUUUUGCGUCAUCUUGGCAAUUCGACCAGUCCUUCUCCAUGUCCUCACUUUAAGGAUCAAAGACCAAACUAAUAAGUCUAUGGAUUCCAUCCCAUCCAUCCUGGUCACUUUGAGUGAGGCGUGUAUACACGCAGCAAGACAUUCGCUGGCAUUAUGUGUGAAUGAAUGGACCGGCGGGUCUCUAGCAAUAUUUGGCUACUCAUUCCCUGCGUACCUCUUCUCUGCUGCAUUAAUCCUCAUGAUUUCGAGCCUUCUACCACUCGGAGAUCCAAGCGAUUUGACAUCUGCCGAAACCGCAACUGAAAUUCUCAAGAAUCUCAGCUUAUCAGAUAGUCUCGCGUCAAGAGACCUAUACGAACGCAUGCAGCGUGUGCGUCAAUGUCUUCACGAUAGCCCGCUAUACUCUACAUCGACACUUUCUCGCAGGGCUCUGGACAACAUUGCCAAUAUGUUGCCGACGACUGAAGGAUCCGAUUCCGAAUCAUUACGACCACACCGAAGUUCGAACAAUCUUCAAUCUCCCAUGGGCCCUUUGGAAGACCUGGGUCCUCCACUCUUUGAAUCAAAUGUCCCAUAUCUCACUACGGAAAUGGCUCUGCAUCAACCAACCAUGCUGGAUUUCCUGACUCAAUCUCAUGUGGACAUUGGACUGCUUGAUCCAAUGGAGAUGUUCAAUGAUUUCGAUUUAGCAUUUUCAAUGUCUGCCAGUUAA